This is a messenger RNA of Mollisia scopiformis, 666 nucleotides long. Its product is annotated as acyl-CoA N-acyltransferase. NCBI's taxonomy places the organism in Eukaryota, Fungi, Ascomycota, Leotiomycetes, Helotiales, Mollisiaceae. The annotation marks the transcript as partial. Gene Ontology annotation, cellular component: cytoplasm. The record is from RefSeq and is a predicted model, not a curated record. The transcript has 3 exons. Gene Ontology annotation, molecular function: aralkylamine N-acetyltransferase activity.
GAGCGUCAGAGACAGUUCGUCAUCGUGCCGGAGGCACAACAGGUCAAGUCGACCAACCUCCAUCCAUACACACGACCACUGACCAUCUCCGACGUGGAAUCUUGCGAAGCUCUUGAAAACGCAGCAUUUACAAACCCGCUCGAUCGAGCCACGCCAGAAAAGUUCCGAUAUCGACUGUCCAAAUGUGGUGAACUGUGCUUGGGGAUUUUCUGCACUGCUGAGCCACAAUCCGGUUUUCAACCAGAAACUCUUGCUGCAGGCAGGCCAGUGGAGACUGCCCGCAAGAAUGGCGCUAUCAGUGUGCUCCUCGGCCACGUUGUUGCGGCCAAAACUCACGACCUCACAGCGAGCGAUGAGUCAAUGGGGGUCCCAGAAGACUGGGACUCUCCACGUCCAACUCCUACUAAACGUGGCCAUCAGGAAGCGGGACGGACGAUUGUUCUUCACUCCGUUGCUAUCUCGCCAAGUUUUCAGGGGAGGGGCCUUGGUAGAGUCCUGAUGAUGGCAUAUAUUCAGAACAUGAACGGGGCCGGGAUUGCCGAUCGACUGGCAUUGAUUGCUCAUGAUCACAUGGUUGCUUGGUAUGAAAAACUGGGCUUCACCAACCUGGGAAAGAGUGCUACUCAGUUCGGAGGUGGAGGAUGGUUUGACAUGGUUUUGGAGUUG